UCUCAUUCUGCUCUACUAAUUUCUAAUUCACGGUAUCGAUUAUCCCGAUUGUAACCCUUUCUUUUUCCCUUUUCUUUGUUUACAUCUCUACCCCAGUCCUUUAUCCGAAAGCUUCCCCACAUUCUCCAAGAUCUUUCGUCAUUGACGCCUCCAACCCCUGCCAAUUAUUACCUCUCCGGUCUUUGGAUGUAAGUCGUAAUUCGGGUGCGGAAGUUGCCUUCAUCAAUUACCGGCUGUACGGUAUUCGGGGAAAGGGCCGAUUCUUCUUUUUGGAUCGUUUGUUGACCCCUCAUUACCUUCUUGGUAGUCAGUUGUAGUUGAGAUAAAAAUGAAUGUUUCGUCUUUAUGGUGUGCCGUUCAUUUAGAUGAUUACAUGUACCUUCCAGUUCUGACAACUCAUAUGGUGUUGUCUAAUAUGUACACCAUGUUGUCGACUUCGUUGUAUGUUCUGGCCGGCUUGGCUGCUUGGAAUAAUGGCGUUGGUGUCACUGCACAGUCCAUCAUUACAGAUGACACAACAUUCUAUGGCCAAUCACCGCCAGUAUAUCCUUCCCCUAAUGGAACUGGUACUGGUAAUUGGGCCGAUGCAUACUCUAAAGCACGGGCUCUUGUAGCUCAAUUGACGUUAGAAGAGAAGGUUAACCUUACCGGUGGUAUUCAAGCAGAUAGCUCUUGUUCUGGCAUUAUUCCUCCUAUUGAAAGGCUCAACUUCACUGGUCUUUGUCUCAGUGAUGCCGGUAAUGGAGUUCGUACUACCAAUUUUGCAUCGAGUUGGGCUUCGGGUAUCUCAGUUGGUGCAAGUUGGAACCGCGAGUUGGCACACAGCAGAGCGGUUGGCAUGGCCGGAGAAUUCCGAGCAAAGGGGGUUCACAUUGCCUUAGGACCUGUUGUAGGCCCUCUAGGCCGUAUUGCAACCAGUGGAAGAAAUUGGGAGGGCUUUUCGAAUGACCCCUAUUUAUGUGGCGCUUUAGCGUCUGACACUGUAAAAGGCAUACAAUCCGUGGGAGUCGCAACAAGCACCAAGCACUUCAUCGCCAAUGAACAAGAAACAAACCGAAAUCCCGAGGACAAUGUUACUGCAGUGUCGUCCAACAUUGACGACAAGACAAUUCAUGAAUUAUACCUCUGGCCAUUUCAAGAUGCAGUGAAAGCCGGGACAGCGAAUAUAAUGUGUUCUUAUAACAGAAUCAACAACAGCUACGGUUGCUCUAACAGUAAGACGCAAAACGGGCUUUUGAAGACUGAACUCGGGUUUCAGGGCUUCGUUGUGUCCGAUUGGGGCGCCCAGCAUGCAGGCGUUGCGACAGCAUUAGCGGGUUUAGAUAUGGUUAUGCCAUCCGCUUCCCCGUAUUGGUCAAGUAACCUAACUGAGGCUGUCAACAACGGAUCAGUGCCUGAAUCUAGAAUUGAUGAUAUGGCAACAAGAAUCAUAGCUUCAUGGUAUAAACUUGGCCAGGAUGAAGGCUUCCCCGCCAUAGGACAAGGAAUGCCCUAUGAUCUCUCCCAACCCCACCAACGGGUCAUCGCCAAGUCUCCAAGCAAUAAGCAAAUCUUAUUACAGGGGGCAGUUGAAAGCCAUGUGCUACUAAAAAAUACUAACAAUGCACUUCCCCUGAAGUCACCUAAGCUGCUAUCCCUAUUCGGAUAUUCUGCGAAGUCAUUCGAUGAGUAUACCCCAUGGUCUGGCGGCUGGAACGGAGGACAAGAAUCUCUAGCACCCGCCGAUUUAAUCCCAAAUGGCGAUGAUGUGAUCCACACCCAGAUUGCUGCAAACGGCACGUUGAUCAGCGGCGGUGGAUCAGGAGCAAACAUGCCGGCAUACGUCAGUUCACCCGCUCAAGCAUUGAGCCAACGCGCAUAUGAAGAUGACACAAGCCUGUGGUGGGACUUCCACAGCGGCAAUCCUAAAGUCGACCAGUCCUCCGAUGCAUGUAUCGUCGUAGGCAAUGCGUUCGCAUCAGAAGGAUGGGAUAGAGUGGGGCUACACGACGAUUUCACUGAUGCUCUCAUCACCAAUGUCGCGUCCCAGUGCAACAACACUAUUGUGGUCUUCCACAACGCAGGCGUACGACUUGUAGACCAAUUCAUCGAUCAUCCUAACGUAACAGCACUUAUCUUCGCCCAUCUUCCGGGACAAGACUCCGGCCGCGCCCUAACGUCGAUUUUAUAUGGUGACGAGAAUCCAUCGGGCAAAUUGCCAUAUUCAGUGCCCCGCAAUGAAUCGGACUAUGGCCCGCUUCAGAAUGAGACACAUCCUGACGGUAUUUAUGAGUUAUUCCCACAAUCGGACUUUACUGAAGGCAUUUAUAUCGACUACAGAGCCUUUGACGCUAAGAACAUAACUCCUCGCUAUGAAUUCGGUUUUGGUCUAAGUUACACGACAUUUGAUUACUCAGGCCUAGAGGCCUCGGCGGUUGAGGGGACCGAUACUUCCUCGUAUCCAUCAAAGCCGAUUGUCGAGGGUGGUCAUGAAGACCUCUGGGACGUUCUAGCAAAAGUCUCUGCGACGGUCACAAAUUCAGGUUCAGUUGAAGGUGCAGAGGUAGCACAAUUAUACGUGGGAAUUCCGAAUGGGCCCGUAAAACAACUUCGUGGGUUUUCAAAGCCAGUGCUCCAACCUGGAGAGUCGGCGGCCGUUGAUUUUGAGCUCACUAGACGGGAUCUAAGCACAUGGGAUGUAGUUGCGCAAAAUUGGCUUCUGCAGAAGGGAGAAUAUGCGAUCUACGUUGGAUCAAGUAGUCGGGAUUUACCGUUAACGGGGACGUUGACGAUUUAAUGUUGUUAAUUCGUAAUCUGGGGAAACCAGGUAAUAAUCCGCGCUAUUUUAUCCCUAUGUAGCUUCAAUUACGCUGUAAGAGGGGGCGCUAUAGUUGCCGCUAUUAUUUUGAUCCGGGGGCUGCGGGACCCUUGUGACAAAACCUAGCACGCUAAUCCAGGUAGAUAGAAAUGAAAAUAGCCAUUAAACGCACUAAAAC
Messenger RNA from Hypoxylon trugodes, 2975 nucleotides. Its product is annotated as glycoside hydrolase family 3 protein. Gene Ontology annotation, biological process: glucan catabolic process. NCBI's taxonomy places the organism in Eukaryota, Fungi, Ascomycota, Sordariomycetes, Xylariales, Hypoxylaceae. The record is from RefSeq and is a predicted model, not a curated record. The transcript has 9 exons. Bases 329 to 2776 code for a protein of 815 amino acids. Gene Ontology annotation, molecular function: beta-glucosidase activity.